AUGGCUCCCGGCCCAAUAGAUAUCAGACCGUCGGCGCACUCCGCGGUUCCGAUUGCUGCAAACCGUCCCAACUCUGGCGGGAUCACCUCUAAUCUUACCUCUGCCCUGCGAGCAGCCGGAGAAGCGGGUAGACAGUCCAAUUUCAGUCCUAGCCAGCCCUCAAAUUUCACAUCGGCAGGGCCCCAGUUUGAGCGGGGCUCGAUUAGCCAAGGCAUAAAUAUCGGAGGUAUCGCCUCGGCAGUAAACCACAGCGGUAAAUUCCAGCGACGAGAAUCCCAGACCGGACCAGGAGGCUCCCUCGUAAAUGGUGGCAUGAGCUGGGGAGGAGUAAGCGUCGGAAGCUGGAUUCGAGAUGAUAUCAUCAUGACUGGGACAUCACCAUUUUCUUAUCAAUCACCAUCCUAUCACUCGUCAUCCUAUCUUCCAAAGCUUGAGGCAAAUUUCUUCCGGGAUUUCUCAUGCUGUGGCAAGACGCUCCCCUCGCUACAUGAUCUCUUGCAACACUACGAGGAGGUCCACGCUUCUCAAACCGGGGGACAUGUGCAACUUCCAGAAAAUGUCCGGGAAUUCACCAGGAACAAUAGCACGGCAUCCGUAAACCUAGCGGGAAGCAUGUCCGCGGGCCUAAGCCGCCUAGUCCAGCAACAGCAACUGCACCACCAAAAGAUGGCUCAACAAUCGCAAGGGCAAAUCUCGAUUAGGAACGAUAGGCUAGGAAGCAUGAGUGCUGCUAGCGGGGGAGGCGUGGAUGUUGCCGAAGAAAUGGAGAUGGAUGACGACGACAUGACCCCGCCACCAAACAUGAACCAGAUGAUACCCCAGCAGGCCGGGCUCAGGUUAUCAACGCAAAUGCCGCCAAAUCUCAUGAACAAUCCUACAGUUUCUUCUGUUAACACCCCGAACAUGCCUAACCCGUCAACACCCGCCACUGAUCGAUAUAGAUCUCCGGAUUCAUCCGGCCCGGGUACACCUGGCCCAACCGAUAUCAAGAAUGAACUUGAAAAUCUAUCGAAUUUCGGUGCAAUGAACCUGAAUUACAUGGAAAACGAACUAGAUAUGACAAUCAACGACCCCGGAAAGCAUCUUUUCAACCCCAUGGGUAACAUGGCCCCCCGUGCACCGGGAUUCCCCCAAAUGAGUCUACAGCAGUUGAGGGCUGCGAGGGAAAAUGAACUCGCAAGGAGGAUGAACCUCGAGGGCUACAUGGGCAACAAUGUUCCUGGAGCGAGCAUACCUGGAAACGAGGCUCUUCUACAGAGCUUGUGGGCGAUGCAGGAAGACAAGCCUUACAAAUGCCCGGUUAUCGGAUGCGAGAAGGCAUACAAGAACCAAAACGGGCUGAAGUACCACAAGAAUCAUGGCCACGUUAACCAAACGCUUCACCAAAACCCGGAUGGUACAUACAGCAUCAUCAACCCGGAAACAUCAAUUCCCUAUCCCGGAACAAUGGGCAUGGAAAAAGAAAAACCCUACAAGUGCGAAUUUUGCGGCAAGAGAUAUAAGAAUCUCAACGGCCUGAAAUACCAUCGUGCACACUCGAAUCACCAGUUCGCAGCCGGCCUCAUGAUGGCCGGUAUGGGGGGUGGUGGUAUGACGCCACUUGACGAUGCCAUUGGCGAGGACUACUAA
Molecule: messenger RNA, 1629 nt
Organism: Orbilia oligospora ATCC 24927
Lineage: Eukaryota; Fungi; Ascomycota; Orbiliomycetes; Orbiliales; Orbiliaceae
Exons: 3
Coding region: 1-1629 (542 amino acids)
Cellular component (GO): nucleus
Source: RefSeq, a predicted model, not a curated record